AUGUCCGCCAACGAUUACUACCAGCACGGCCCGCCUCAGGGCGGCGGCUACGGUCCCCAGUACCCCCAACAGUCCUACGGCCCUCCUCCCCCACAAGGAUACUACCCCCCGCAAGGCGGCCCACCCCCGAUGCAGUACCAACAACAAGCUCCUCCUCCUCAGAAGGACAGCGGCGGCGGCGGAUGUCUGAAGGGCUUCUUCGCAGCACUGUGCUGUUGCUGCCUCUGCGAAUCAUGUUGCGAUUGCGCCGAACUGUGCUGCUGA
Molecule: messenger RNA, 264 nt
Organism: Diaporthe citri
Lineage: Eukaryota; Fungi; Ascomycota; Sordariomycetes; Diaporthales; Diaporthaceae
Exons: 2
Coding region: 1-264 (87 amino acids)
Cellular component (GO): plasma membrane
Source: RefSeq, a predicted model, not a curated record